Ylistrum balloti is the source of this 453-nucleotide messenger RNA. Its product is annotated as ribosomal RNA-processing protein 8-like. The record is from RefSeq and is a predicted model, not a curated record. The annotation marks the transcript as partial. The transcript has a single exon. NCBI's taxonomy places the organism in Eukaryota, Metazoa, Mollusca, Bivalvia, Pectinida, Pectinidae.
AGCACAAAACAGGAACAAGGGACAAACAAUGACAACAAGAUAUCCAACCUGGGACAAGCAACAAAUACUGACAACAGGACACCAAAACAGGAACAAGGGACAAACAAAGACAACAAGACAUCCAACCAGGGACAAGCAACAAAUACUGACAACAGGGCACCAAAACAGGAAGAGAGGACAAACAAAGACAACAAGACAUCCAACCAGGGACAAGCAACAAAUACUGACAACAGGGCACCAAAACAGGAAGAGAGGACAAACAAAGACAACAAGACAUCCAACCAGGGACAAGCAACAAAUACUGACAACAGGGCACCAAAACAGGAAGAGAGGACAAAGAAAACAGAAAGUCAACGGAGUCCAAUAAAAGUAUACAGUACAACAAAUAGCAAAUCUGAGAGGCAUUCUUAUUUUAGCAACUAUGCUACACCUACUAAUUGUGUGUGGAAUUAA